This is a messenger RNA of Phytophthora nicotianae INRA-310, 3640 nucleotides long. RefSeq lists its product as hypothetical. The record is from RefSeq and is a predicted model, not a curated record. Bases 38 to 3295 code for a protein of 1085 amino acids. The transcript is spliced from 2 exons. NCBI's taxonomy places the organism in Eukaryota, Oomycota, Peronosporomycetes, Peronosporales, Peronosporaceae.
CCAUAACCACAUCCUAAAAGGCAACCAACAAUCACUCAUGGCGCGCGCUCGUCGGCGUCACGCUCCGCCCACGCCGAACGCAGCCAUGUCGGCCCGCAAGUCGGCGCCUGUGUCGGCUGGUGGUGUGAACGUACGUCGUUUAAUGCUGUCGCGAGAGGCAGCAAUAGAGCACAAGCAUGAGAACGAGGAAGUGGAGGCCUCGAUGGAGCCGAGUAAUGAGUGCGGAAACCCCUUUUGUCGUCAAAUUCUGGCCAAUCGCUAUGCCAGAUACUGCGAGGAUAAGCCUAUGUGUCAGCGUUAUCGAGCGCUUAGGCUGCAGUGUCUGGCUAACGCCCAGGCGGAAGAGGACGAGGAGGACACGAGGCCAUUGUCGAUUGUGCUUAAGAAAAAGAAGAGGAAAGAAGAGAAUGAAGUAUUUGCGAUCCCAAGGAAGAAGAAGGACGAAUCUGUAGCUACUGGGAAGAGAAUAUUGGAUUUAAGCGAAGAGAAGAGUCCUAAAGCGAAGGAGAAGCUUCUGAAAAAGCUAAAGAAACGAGAACUGCAGGAAAAAGAGGAGAAACACAAGAAACACAAGAAAAGAUUAAAGAGACCAAGAGAAACAGUUGAGAACAAUACACUAGAAGCUACAGCUCCCAGGUCUCCUAGUGUGAUAUCCUCCGUGUCAUCAAUGGAGGAGUCUGGGUCAGAGAGGAAGAAGCGUGUACAUCCACGAGAUCUGCGAAUGCGACAACCACCGGAAACUACGAGCGACGUGGAGGCUGGAAAUGACGUUGCAAGGGCGAAAAAACGUCGACUGAAUCGCAAUUUAAGUGCAGACGACGUCUUGUCACGCUCAGCGUCGUCGUCUCCUGUUACUGCUGCAUUGGAUACCAAUUGGAAAAUACCGAGAGCUAAACCUGCGCGGCCAAAGACUGCAGCACAGGCAAUUAGGAACAUGAACGUGGAGCUGGUGCCUCUAGGCGUCGGCAAUCAAGCUGUUACGGGUGGAGGACGAUAUGUGCAGAACGGAAAUCGAUCAGCUGCGCAGUCGUUAAGACCCUCAGACCCUCGAGCAAGACCUCCAAGCUUGACAAAGUUCGUUGCACCAGUAGCACCGCCUGCCGCACCUAAUACUCCGUCUAGACAAGUACAGACACCACCGGUGCCAGCGCCUGUGCCACCAACACAGCCGCCAUUACCGCCGCUUCCUCCUCAACCUGCAUCGGCUCCGGUGUCUCGACCUGCUAGAACCACUACACCAGUAUCGUCUGUGGAAAAGUAUACUAUACCCAGCGUCACCGCAGCGAGACCAAGUGUAUCGACAACAGGAGCGCCUGGAGUUAAGCGGAUCUCGGCUGCUGAUUAUCUAAAGAACAAGAAGAAUGAUGACCGACUACCAAUAGCUCAAUGGAUGGACUUCCAACCAUCACGAUCGUCGUCGUUGGAACGUUCCACCGGAUUUCCGCCAGCACCCUCAGGUCCACCUGGAUAUCAUCGCAGUGAUAGCGCCCCGUUGCCGUCGUACAGAGAACCUCGUGUUGCUGUGGAUCCUCGUCGAGCAUAUCCAGAAGCUGACGUACGGCGUCAACGGCCAUACUAUGAUACCGACGGCAACAGAAUGGAGUAUCAAGACAGGUCAGAAGGUCGUAAUGAGCCUACCAUAAACGAUAGAUCCUCAUGGGAAGCUCACAACUUCCCGCCUCGUGAUAGCUAUCCUCGGCAAGAGGUGUCUUCAUUCGGCAAAAGUUAUGAGUAUCCCCCAGACACACACUUCAGCCCACCUCCAGAGCAGCAGUCGUACAGGAGAGAACCCCCGCGUGAGCAACCUCCGCAGCGUGCGCCAAGUCCUCGUCGAACUGAAAUCGACCGCGUGGCCAGUGACAGCAGGAAGUCCGAUAUCGACGACUUGGACGAUGAAGCACCAACCUUUUCGUAUCACGAAGACUUCUUGCCAAGUAUGCUGUCUGUAUUUAUCCACAAACUCCCGCAAUCGUUGGAAGCAGUGUUUAACGUGACGAAGAAGCCGAGGAAGAUGAACUGGUACAUCAAGUACGUCGAGCGGAUCGAGCGACUAUGCAAACCCUUCGAUCUUCGGAUUAAAAUUGAAGGCUUGAAGGCAACAGUGACAGUGCGUGGACGCGAGUGGCUGACGUUACAGGGCAAUUCUACCGUGACGUUACAUCUGGAAAUCAUCAAGAGUGUACGAGCUGAAGCAGUGACGUGGCUGAGGUUGUACGAGGAAAUGGAGAAGGCCCUCGCUCACUACAGAGGGAUCUAUGGCAACCAGGCGAAUGAGAGCUACACCUUUCUUCGAGCGUGGAACGAUCUGAAGAAACCAGGGAAUUAUAUCUCGUUGUCAAGACAGGCCAAUUAUUUCUGUGGGGCGCGGCUUCAUCAUUGGAAUUUUGUUGUUGGGAAGGUGGAGAUCGGCAGUGGGAGUCAUGAAGAGAAGCGAGAAGCGUUUCGAUUGGCAACGAUCAGUGCACUGGAUUUCUUGUUGAGCAUUGGUCGAGGUGUACGGCGUCCUAGUCGAGAAAAGGAAGUUAAGCGUGAACGCGUCUUGGAGGUUGAGCGGCAGGAAUCGAGAGGAAACCAACGGAGUUCAAGCCGCGACUCCACCGCGAGCAACAGAGUACGCGCGUCUCCAGCCAAUAAUCAAGUAAAUGGAGCUUCGACAGAGUCAUCGACUGCACCUGCAGAACCGUCCAAUGAUGAACCAGCAGUUCCUACUUCUUCAGCCGAGCCAUCGUCUUCUCCUGUCCCUGUGGAGCGCACGGACAAACCUGCUGUAGCAGUCAUUCCAGCAAGCGAUUCUAACAGCAGUUAUGGAAUGGAAGCGGCAGAACAAAGCGACCAGGGUGAGGAAAUGAGUAUCAGCGAUGCUAGCGAACAGGGCACAGUGACUCCAGGAGGAUCGCCAAGACAGUCGACGAAUACGCCAUCUAAUGCUUCCUCCAUUGUACCUAGUUCGGCCGAGUCUGCAGUGUCAACGUCUUCUGCAUCUAAAGCGGUGGCAGCCACAUCAGUCGAGAAUUCUGUUACGACUCCACUACCGUCGACUGCACAAGUUAGCGAACUGCCCGCUGCUAGGACUGUAGAAAUGAAAGCAACUAGCAGUGGAUCUGCUGUUGAAGGCACUCCAAACAAGGACAAAUCGGCAUCCCAGAGCAAGAUUAAAGCGGUGAUACCUCUACGUCGGUGCAUGAUGUGCGAGAUGAUUCGCAUGCGCAAACCGGAUGGGGAGCGAUGUUUGCGUUGCCAGCAGAAGGAUGUUCCUGCUAAUGAGACCCCGAACGUCUCGCUUGGCCCUUCUUGAGGUCCAUGGAGCGCACACAUCAAUAGUUUCUCGUUUUUAGACUGCGAAAUACGCACGAUGCAGAGGAAUGAGAUGCUGUACGCGCUGAUAGGAGCUGAUUUUGAGAAGCAAAGAUACCGGUAGGUAAGUUAUUUAAAAUACUAGUAGUAGUUAGUAGUAGUUCACCAACGUCGUAUGUACCGCUGAGACUACCGUCUUUGACGCCAUCGACUCCAGUGGAAAUCCUGGAAGUGGGUCAUGCGUCGUCAGUAUGACGGUCACGUAAUUUCAUUGUGUGAAAUGCACACACUGGAUAUGUAAUACUCGGAGUAGUGUUUAAUUCGACUCGAGUUUUUCUUCAAACUA